Messenger RNA from Globicephala melas (long-finned pilot whale), 5444 nucleotides. RefSeq names its product BRI3 binding protein (gene BRI3BP). Gene Ontology annotation, cellular component: mitochondrion. NCBI's taxonomy places the organism in Eukaryota, Metazoa, Chordata, Mammalia, Artiodactyla, Delphinidae. The record is from RefSeq and is a predicted model, not a curated record.
GCGGUGGCGGCGGCGGCGGCAGCGCGGGCAGAGGUGCGGUGCUUGGCCACCGAGCGCGCCAACGCGGUCCCCGCCGGAGCCGCGGCGUCCCACUGUGCGGCUCUCACCCUUCUCCCGGACCUCGCAUCCCACCGGCCCCAGGAUGGGCGCGCGCUCUUCGGGCGGACCCCGGGCCCAGGCUGGGUUCCUGCUGCUGCUGCUGUUCGGGCUGCUGGCCCCGGGCGUGCAAGGGGCACGGGGCCGCGGCGGCACCGAGAAGAACAGCUACCGCCGCACGGUCAACACCUUCUCGCAGAGCGUCAGCAGCCUGUUCGGCGAGGACAACGUGCGCGCCGCUCAGAAGUUCCUGACGAGGCUGACCGAGAGGUUCGUGCUGGGAGUGGACAUGUUUGUGGAAACCCUGUGGAAAGUUUGGGCAGAGCUCUUGGACGUCCUUGGACUUGACGUCUCGAACCUGUCCCAGUACUUCAAUCCAAGCUCGGUGGCCAACAGCCCCACACGUGCCCUCCUGCUGGUGGGCGUCGUCCUCCUGGCCUACUGGUUCUUGUCUCUGACCCUGGGCUUCACCUUCAGCGUCCUGCACGUGGUGUUCGGCCGCUUCUUCUGGGUGGUGCGGGUCAUCCUGUUCUCCAUGUCGUGCGUGUACAUCUUGCACAAGUACGAGGGUGAGCCCGAGAACGCCGUGCUGCCGCUGUGCUUCGUGGUGGCCGUCUACUUCAUGACCGGGCCCAUGGGCUUCUACUGGCGCAGCAGCCCCAGUGGCCCCAGCGUGGAGGAGAAGCUGGAACAGCUGGAGAACCAGGUCAGACUGCUCAACAUCCGUCUCAACCGAGUGCUGGAGAGUCUUGACCGCUCCAACGGCAAGUGACAACCAGCCAGCCGGCCGGGUCCCCUCCUCCCAGUGCCCUCUCUCCGGAAGCAAAAAAGAAGAAGAAAAAAAAGAACGCCAAACCCCAAACAAUCUUAAUAAACAUGUCUGAGCAGGAGAGUGGCGCUUUGCGAGGGUGUUUCCAGCCACGUGUCAACUCUUAGGACAUCUUCCGAGAAGAAUGGGACAAGAUCGUUGGUGUAGAACUACCCACCAAGUGUCAUUAGUGGAAAAAAAUCUUUUUUAAACAAAGGAUAUAACCAUAUUAGCUGUACAGGAAGAGAAGUUUAUCUGUGCAUAGAGCAUAAAGUUAAUUUUUUCAAGCAUUUAAAUACACCUUUUGUAAGGUUUUUUAACACAGGCAGAUGGAGUUAAGUUUUAAUAAACUUAAAACUUUACAUGGAGGGGAAGAAAUUGCUAAUUCGACCUUUUGGAAGAGUUUCAAGGCAAGCAUUUGUUUUUGCAGCGUAGGGAUUGGUGGGUGAGGUCUAUGUGCAUUCUUUUCAGGUUCCAAAGCUGUGACCUUCGUUUCACGUUGUUUUUCGUUGAUGUCAAUUUCAUGAAUGUUGUCACUUCUGAAUGUGGGCCAUUGGGUUUCAAGGAUGAAACUAAACAUCUUUGGGAUCCUAGUGACCCCAGCCAAGCCCCCUUCAAUCCUAUUUCUAAAUGAAGACAUCACUAUUUGUAGAAAACCUAAGAUUUUUUUCCCCCUUCUAUACUUUGAUGUAUCUUAACCUCAACAUUUUGUAAAGGGAAAUUCAAGGACCGGGCAAAGAAAUGUCUUUGGGGUUUGAUGCCGGGAGCCGCCUGGGUAAACUCAUUCAGGACUCUAUUUGAUGUCCUAAUUUCGCCAUUUGCCAGCUAGGUUGAUACAGGAAAGAUACACUCUCUGGGCUUUUUUGAUUAUCUGUUUCAUCUCGGUUUUGGGUGACUCAGGACCUUAGAAGGAAAACCAAUAGCAGCUAAUAACAUUUUCGAGUCUGUUGCUGCUUAUAACGCAUUCUCAGGAACAGUAAGCAGGAAUAAGCCAGACUUGGAGAAGAUCUGAAUUAUUUUUCCUGAAAUUUUUACGGUACAUGUGUUAGGUGCUUUUUGCCUGGAGUCUGGGGUGACCUCAUUUUUAGCUGGUCCCUCAGGGCAGAGAGAGGUAUGUGCAGGGCAGACAGCUGUGGGGUCCUGGACAAAGGGGGCUUUGCAAGGCUUGGAUCAGGGGCUAGUGGAGAUACCCCUUUCUGGCUACCAACAAGCACAGGAGAGCAAGGAAAGGAUGCUGCCGGGGGUUGUGACUGUCUUUCCCUGCCUACCUGCGUCGUGCCCUGGCAGCCCCCUCACAGGAGCCCCUCUACGCAGGUUUGCAGAGACCCCUGUCAGAUCAGGUAGGACCAAGACCUUUUGGUCCAGGUAUCAUUUGGGGGAAAACUCAGCUGCCUGCCAACUCCUCCUGUGCCGCCCUUCUGUGACGUUUUACUUGGGGUUACAAGUACCUGGAAAACGGAAGCAAAUGUUUUCUGAGGAUGUUUAUGAAACUUCCGUUAUUAAGGUGCACGAUAACGGGACCCAAACUCCUGCAUUCAGUUCGCUUCCUGAAACGCAUGUUCUCUAGAAUUUGCUUGGGCAGAUCUUUACCCAUGGGCAUUUGACCCCGGUGUUUUUUGCAUUGGAACCGUUCCAGUUUUGUCAGUUAGAUAUUUACGGACAAAUCUAUUUUAGCGCAGGGUGUGAAGAACUCCAGGGAGGUCAUCUUUGCCCUCCUUCCUUUUGUGCAUUUAGCUUCUGUGUAUCUGGCAUAUUUAGGUAUUUGCUCCUGUUAGCCAGAAGGGAAAUUGACAUUCUCUGCGCAAAACUUUUAAGUCUUAAAUUACGGGUCUGGGUCUAACAUCCACUCUGUUCUCUCACCCACCCUCACACAUGGAAACCUGCUGGGCACUGUGCUGUACCGAGAUCCAGGCAGGAAAACCAUUUUAACUUCUAGUAGAUCGAGGGAGGCUCACGUGUCUAGGUGCUGGUGGACUCAGGCCACAGCAUCAACUGGAGAUUGCCGUCGAGAAUAUGCACCUUGUUUUCCAGAUUGGCUAAGUGUAGGCUGUGAAGCCAGUUUUAUAGCUCAGUACACUCAAAGGGAUGGAAUGAUGUCUUUAUUUUUAACAAAAGUUAAAUAGUUAAUCAGUUCACUAGAGGUAUCACUUCAGGGUAGAACAGUCCUUGAAAUUCUGAUAGAAAUCAUGGAUGUUCGAUCUGAAUAACGCCUGCUUUUUAAUGCGUAAAUUUGACUUUUGCUUGGGUGUGUUCUUAACCCCAAAUAAUUUGGGUUUUUUAUUUUUUUUGCUUUCUCCAUUCCAUGGAAGCUUGUAGGGUAAGCUUCCUUCCUCAUCUCUUCCUUUUUUCUCUCUUUUGUACAUGGAGAAAUGUAUUUUUGUACCAUAUCUCAUACCUUGAAGAGAAACCUUUUGUAUAUCUUCAGGGCUGUAGUAUAUAUUAGUGUAACACAUCCUUCAACGUGGUAUGUAAACAUCCUGACGAAAACUACUGUGGAUCUCUGUUUUAGUUAAGACUCAGUUUUUUAGAUACCUUCAAGUCAUCAAUGUUAAUUGCCCAGUGCUUCAGUAUCACAGUAAAUACCGAGAACAGAAAAUAGUCCAGAAGAGAAAAAGGACCAGCUACCUCCAGAUUGCUGGAUUUCUGUGGGUGUUUGGGGAUAAUAUUUGGAGCAAUCUCUUCCUUGACAUCCUAGCAAAGAUGCUUUCCUGGCACAUCAGCCUUCUGUAAAUAUAUUUUCCAGUACCAAUCCGCGUUACCUGCCUUCCGGGUUUUUUGGUUUGCUCGUUUUUGUUUUUGUACCCCACAUCAUUUCUGGUAACAAAGUGCAGCAACAGAAUUUCCUGAAAGCUAGCCUUGUGACUUAUGCCAGGGGUCUUAACUUAUGAAGGUGACCGAGUGACAGCACCGAGAGAGGUUAGUGCCGUUGAAAGAAGGCUUUUAAUACCCACAGGUUCCUGGAGACAACAAGCAUACCAUGCCACGUGGGACCACAGGAAGCCUGAUACGCGCAGGGUCAGGAAGCAGACGGAGGGGAACUGGGUCUGUGCUCUUCUGACUGUGGUGGGAAGUAGCUAGCUGGGGACAUCACCUGUUGGAACUAAGGGUGAACAUGUAGGAUGGGGUCGGUGCUUGGGAGGGUUAUAAUAGGACUUUUGCACACCCACGAGGGCUGGCUUGCAGGAAAGAUGCAAAUCACUUUGGUCGUUAGUCUGGCCCUGUGAUUCAGCAGCCUUCUGGUUAGGAAUAACAUGUCAGAUGUCCAGUGCAGAAUCUGAAACAUGGCGAAGACACCUUCUCACUAGUGGGAAUCCCACUUUACUUCAUCUCCGUGCUUCCGGCUGCUUCUUAAGAUGCUUUUGAGGAAUGAUACCUGCCUUACAACGUGACACCUGAGCACUUCUCCCUGAUGGGUUUUGAAUUGGCUGAUGUAAUCCGAAAACCAGCUCUCCCAUCCAGCCAGCUCACUUUAAAAGGAAUGCCUGGGACUUCCCUGGCGGUCCAGUGGUUAGGACUCGGUGCUCUCACUGCCGUGGCCCGGGUUCCAUCCCUGGUUGGGGAACUAAGAUCCUGCGAGCUGCUCGGCGCGGCCAAAGAAAAUUAAAAAUAAAAGGAAUUCUUUAAGGUCCUAAAGGUGUCAACCUGCUCCCUCAGCUUUUUAAAAUAAGACAUCAUCAUUUUUGUUUAUGGCCAUUUGAGUCGUUGAACCUUCCCUCCUCACUUGUGAAUAAGAGAAGUAUAUAUUUUCGCAGGAGCUAAUACAGUACCCUUAAAAUUAGUAUUGGAUGACCAGCAAUAUGAUAUAUAGUAUCGGGGAUGAACAGACCUUGUCCAGCGUACUCGAUUCUGUGCUCUGCUCUUCAUUGAUUCCUUGAUAGGUAGGAGGUACCCCAGGACCAGUUUUUCCCUGGUGGUGGCGUAAAAAGCCGAUCGUCCUUUGCACCGUCUACUGAAGAUCUGCGGCAGCUAAUGUUAUUAUGAACCAUAUGUUCUAAUGUCUUUUUGCAUACUUAAAGGUUUUAUUGUAGUGUCAGUUUAAUAUCCGCAUGUGUGUUAAAUCUUUGAAUACUGUAAUUAACUUGAUUUCUUGUGGUGGUGAUUAGCUCUCACUUAAAAUCCAGCGAAGCAAUUAUUUCCCUCUUAACUGGAAAUCACAUUUGUGAGGUAUGGUGCCCAUCAUCCACAGCGUAUUCAUGAGUCAAAUUUGUAUUUUGUGUAUCUGGUUAUAAAUUUUACGUAGCAUUUAAUUUGAUACUAUAAAUCCACUUGAUUUGAAUAUAGUGGUGUGUGUGUGUGCGUAUGUGGCGUGUGCGCACUUUAGUUUCAUGAGCCUUGGGAAACUGAUUCUACAAAUAUCAUAAAUAGACAUAAAUGUAUAAGGCUUAUUUUUUUGGCAGAGCGAUCCGUACAUCCCUCUUAUUUAUUAAAUCACUGGCUUUGGUGUUAUGUAGAGAUAUUUGUAGACUGAUUUCAGAACAGAAUUAAAAUAUUGUGAAAAUUACAGCUUAAUAAAUGUUUAUGGUAAUUUUGUUGUACAGAC